AUGAAGCCAAGGCGACGGAGCAAAAUUUACUGGCGUAGGUUACGUGGCGAGGACAACACUGAAUUGCGCGUGCUGGCGCUGGAUGUGGAUGACGAAGACUUCCUGGACAAUAUACGUGAUUGCUUGCUGGCAUUUGAAUCUCAGCUUUAUCCCAUUCUGAUCCCAUCCGGAAGCUCUGGCUCAUAUUUUGUUCGCGAUGUGCAGGGACGACAUAUUGCUGUAUUCAAGCCCAAGGAUGAGGAGCCGUUCGCCGAAAAUAACCCAAAGUGGCCGAAAUUUUUGCAACGAUUUCUUUGUUUCUGUUGCUAUGGACGUUCCUGUUUGAUACCGCUUAGUGGUUAUCUAUCUGAAGUUGGAGCUUCGCUGGUUGACGAUCGCUUACAGUUGUAUAUUGUGCCCAAAACACGUAUCGUAAAAAUGGCUGCUCCGACAUUUUUUUACCCGAAGCGUUGCUGCUCAGCACUGGAGGAGGAAGUUAGCCCUAAAAUUGGAAGCUACCAAUUUUUUGUCCAUGGCUACAGGCCUGCGUACGACGUGGUGCCGGGCUGGGAACUGGCUGGUACCAAUGACCCGCUAACGCCAGUUGAACGCCAACGUUUUUUGCUUCUGUUUCAAAAAAUGUGUGUGCUGGAUUAUGUGAUACGAAAUACGGAUAGGAAUAUGGAUAACUGGUUAAUACGAUACAUUCCCGGUGAAACGCUUGAUCUUGCUGCUAUCGACAACGGUCUGGCCUUUCCGAUAAAGCAUCCCGAAACUGCAACCGUUCUCCGACCGUUUGUUUACGGUUGGGCAAAUAUGGAAUGUGCUCGAGAGCCGUGGAACGAUGCUCUGAGAAGCCGUUUGCUGCAGUUACUGACGCCACUGUUUGUUCAUCGUUUAUGCAUAGAAAUCAAGCGACUUUUUAUGAUUGACACGAGUAAUAAUCGAUUCCUGAUCAACAGUCAGUUGAAAGUUUUCAGGGGACAGCUCUGGAAUCUUCGGCUAGCAUUAAUGGAAAAUGAGCCACCACUGAAAAUGAUUCAACGGCCACUUGUUGUUGUUAGUAAGCGUUAUCGUAAGAUGCCACAUUCCGAUGUCUGGGAGGAAUGCUUCCGAGCAAAGCAGCCAGAUUAUUCUGGAAGAAGGUGUUGCUGA
This is a messenger RNA of Gongylonema pulchrum, 1134 nucleotides long. The record is from the annotation of a GenBank genome assembly. Lineage: Eukaryota; Metazoa; Nematoda; Chromadorea; Rhabditida; Gongylonematidae.